Messenger RNA from Erythranthe guttata (spotted monkey flower), 985 nucleotides. RefSeq names its product chlorophyll a-b binding protein 3C, chloroplastic. Gene Ontology annotation, biological process: photosynthesis, light harvesting. NCBI's taxonomy places the organism in Eukaryota, Viridiplantae, Streptophyta, Magnoliopsida, Lamiales, Phrymaceae. Gene Ontology annotation, cellular component: membrane. The record is from RefSeq and is a predicted model, not a curated record.
AGAAAUCAACCCAACAAACAUUCUUUUGCAAACACAAAGUCUUUCCUUUGUUAAUUACAACAAUGACUGCCUCUUCAAUGGCCCUCUCUUCCCCAUCUUUCGCCGGACAGGCAGUGAACCUCUCCCCCGAGAUCAGUACCGCCAAUGGCGGCAGGAUCUCAAUGAGAAAGACCGCCGCCAAGCCUAAGCCCGCUUCGUCCAGCAGCCCAUGGUACGGCCCCGACCGUGUCAAGUACUUGGGUCCGUUCUCCGGCGAGGCACCUAGCUACCUCACCGGUGAGUUCCCCGGUGACUACGGCUGGGACACCGCUGGGCUUUCAGCCGACCCCGAAACAUUCGCCAAGAACCGUGAACUCGAAGUGAUCCACUCGAGGUGGGCCAUGCUUGGAGCUCUCGGGUGUGUCUUCCCCGAGCUCUUGGCCAGAAACGGCGUCAAGUUCGGCGAGGCGGUUUGGUUCAAGGCCGGAUCUCAGAUCUUCAGCGAAGGCGGGCUCGAUUAUUUGGGCAACCCAAGCUUGGUCCAUGCCCAGAGCAUAUUGGCCAUUUGGGGUGUCCAAGUUGUUCUGAUGGGAGCUAUUGAGGGCUACAGAAUUGCCGGUGGGCCCCUCGGUGAAGUUGUCGACCCACUUUACCCAGGUGGUAGCUUCGACCCGUUAGGCCUUGCUGAGGACCCGGAGGCUUUUGCCGAGCUCAAGGUUAAGGAGCUCAAGAAUGGGAGACUUGCUAUGUUCUCCAUGUUCGGAUUCUUCGUUCAGGCCAUUGUCACCGGAAAGGGCCCGUUGGAGAACCUUGCCGACCACCUAGCGGACCCGGUUAACAACAACGCAUGGGCCUUUGCCACAAACUUUGUACCCGGAAAGUGAAAUUGACAUUCAAGAGUGUAAUGAAUUUGGAUUGGCUAAGGAUGAAUGUAAAGUUAUUGUGGAUUAUUGGAAUGCUAUAAUUAAUGUGAAUGUGCUGCAUUCAUAUUAGCAUAAACUUAAAA